Molecule: messenger RNA, 2961 nt
Organism: Prunus persica (peach)
Lineage: Eukaryota; Viridiplantae; Streptophyta; Magnoliopsida; Rosales; Rosaceae
Product: cyclin-T1-3
Exons: 7
Coding region: 572-2542 (656 amino acids)
Biological process (GO): positive regulation of DNA-templated transcription, elongation; regulation of transcription by RNA polymerase II
Cellular component (GO): cyclin/CDK positive transcription elongation factor complex; nucleus
Molecular function (GO): cyclin-dependent protein serine/threonine kinase activator activity
Source: RefSeq, a predicted model, not a curated record
GAAUGUUUCACCAUUCUCUGCCUUUUGCUUUAUAUAUAUAGAUUAUCAGCUUAAAUAAUUACUAAAAAAUAGUCUAACUGUUUAACAAGUAAUUAUUUUACUUAUUUAUGAAGAAUAGCAUUUCAGGAAAAAAUAAAUAACUAAGAACCAUGUCUUCUAGAGAAUUCACAAAACUAGAUCGAUUAAUCGUUAAUUAAAAUUAAAAAAAGGAAAGGUCCUGAAAAAAAAAAGAAAAAGGAAAACCCAUGAGAUCCCACACAUCCGUACGUGCCUACGUGGCAACCAUGUAAAACCAAUCAGAAAAAGCGGAAGAAAAGAAAAAGGAAAAAAAGAAAAAGAGUACAAGUCUUAAAAACACAACGAUUAUUUUCUCUCGCGCUCUCCCUCUCCAGAGUCUGCACAGCAUAAACCCUAAAAUCCAAAUUGGGAAGAUUGGGUAGGUUUUUGCCUUAGUUCUGGUGUCUUCGUCAAUCCAAGGAAGCUUGUGGACUUUGGUGAUAUAGUCUUUAUUGUUAUCAACCACUCAAGUUGUUAUAUUUGAAUUAUUUUAAAUUGGAGAGCUCAGAUACAUAUGGCUGGUUUUUUGCCUGCUGAAUCCUCUCAUAGUGAAAUGAGUGAUGUUGGUUCUUAUAAAGAUGGGCAGGACCGGCUAGAGGAAGGAGCUUGUUGGUACUUUUAUAGAAAGGAGAUUGAAGAAAAUUCUCCAUCUAGACGAGAUGGCAUUGACUUAAAGAAAGAGACAUAUUUACGCAAGUCAUACUGUACUUAUCUACAAGAUUUGGGUAUGAGACUUAAAGUACCCCAGUUGACAAUUGCAACAUCCAUAAUUUUCUGUCAUCGAUUCUUUCUUCGUCAAUCACAUGCAAAGAAUGAUAGAAGGACCAUCGCAACAGUUUGUAUGUUUCUUGCUGGGAAGGUUGAAGAAACUCCGCGGCCACUAAAAGAUGUUAUCCUUGUGUCUUAUGAAAUUAUUCAUAAGAAGGAUCCUAAAGCAGUACAGAGGAUCAAGCAAAAGGAGGUGUAUGAACAGCAGAAGGAAUUAAUUUUACUUGGAGAGAGGGUUGUUCUUGGGACUCUUGGUUUUGAUCUUAAUGUACUCCAUCCAUAUAAACCUCUCGUGGAGGCAAUAAAGAAAUUCCAAGUAGCUCAAAAUGCCCUUGCUCAAGUUGCAUGGAAUUUUGUCAAUGAUGGACUUCGGACAUCUCUUUGCUUGCAAUUUAAACCCCACCACAUUGCAGCUGGUGCCAUUUUCCUUGCUGCCAAGUUCCUAAAAGUAAAGCUCCCAUCAGAUGGCGAGAGGGUGUGGUGGCAAGAGUUUGACGUCACCCCACGCCAAUUGGAGGGUGGGUGUCCUCGUUUUAAUUCAAUUCGGGGUUUGAGGAAGAACUACAAAAAUCAAAGUUUCAAACAAAUUAAGAAGAUUGUUAAAUAUUUUGUGAAGACAUCGGGUGUCAGCUUUAAUUGCAUUCAAUUGUUUUAUGCAGAAGUAAGCAAUCAAAUGUUGGAACUAUAUGAACAAAAUCGAGUUCCAGCUUCUAAUGAAGUUGAAGGGACUGCAGCAAGUGGCGCUGCUCAUCGGGCUCCAGCAAAAGCUACAACUAGCAAUGAAGAAUAUGCUACAAGCAACAGUAAUCUACAGGGUGGUGAUACAAGACCUGGAACCUUGAAGCUUGCAUCAUCUAGGCCAGAAUCUGAGCAAUUAGAUGUUGGAAAUGAUAAUGGACCUCCUAGAAAUACCCAAAGUUUAAAUAAUGACAACAGAAGUACAGAUAUCAGAAAUGCUCCAGACCACAAUGUGAAUGUAGCAUUCAAAGAUAAUCAGUACUCUGCACCAUUGUCAUCGCACCAGGAGCAGAUGGGAGAUGCUCAAAACGUAUCAAAAUCUGGUUCUGAGGGCCGUUAUGAAGAAGGUCAAGAAGAUAAUGGGAAAUUUGACACAAGAGAAGCAGGGGAAUUGAAGGCCAAACAAUUUGGCCGAAGUUUGGAAAAUGGACAAGGUGCACUUGGGCAGUCACCUCAGGAUGUAAUAAAAAAGAUUGACAAAAACAAGGUGAAGGCAGCACUGGAAAAACGAAGAAAGUCCCAGGGUGAUGUGACUCGAAAAAAAGAUUUGAUGGAUGAGGAUGAUCUUAUUGAGAUGGAACUGGAAGAUGGUAUUGAACUGGCUGCUGGGAGUGAGAAAAUCAAGGGAGACAGGAGUCAAAGCUGGGUUAAGUCCUCAAAUAGAUCAGAAAAUGAGGACCUGCAUCAGGGAAAACAACAAGAGGAUGCCAGUAAUGGUAGAACUGAUUUAAGCAAUGUGGAAGAAGGUGAGGUUUCUGCACUUGCUGAUGGUGGCCAAGGAUAUCAUUCUCUCAUUUCAAGUGACCGCAAGAGAAAAAGCCCUCCACUCAAUGGUGUAGAGAAGAAGCAGCGGUGUGAUUAUUCACCUGGAACUGCCCACCAUAAUCAGUUUGAUCAUGCAGAAGAUCACAGCGAGGUUGGCCGGGUUGUACACACAGAAAUGGAUCACAAGAGGCAAGUACAAGAAAAUCAUGUCUGAGGUGGUGUGCACUGCUUGCAGUUGCUGGAGAGGUCUUGAUUUAAUGACGUGCAAGUUCUCUUCAUGUCCAAGUGUAUAUUGUGAUUUCUUCGCAGACCGCGUCCUUGGUAUGCUCUAAUCCUUUUUUGAUGUUCCCCAGAGGCACCCUAAGAUAUGUCAGUGCAAUCCGUUGGCUCGGUGUCUUGACUAACUUCUGUGUAUUCCUUCCCCACUGAUCUUUUGCGGAUAUAUUGGCAUGGGAGCGAGGUUUAUCAGUCCUGAAUAGGUGCUUUUCCAUCUCAUCUAAUUCUUAGAAUGUUUUGGACACUAUAUUUAUUGAUGGUGAUGAUACAAGUAGGGGAAAUGGUUAAAUGGCGAAGAAACUUUUGACAUUGUUGAAUCCAAUCAAUUAUAUAUUCAAUGGUUACAAAUUGCGCAUC